GAAGAAGAUCUAAUUGAAAACAAUAUUGUUCGCUUAUAUGUCUUGUUCUAAGUCAAAGUUCCCGACUGUCUAUAUCUACUUAUGGAGACGUUAAGACAUUGUUUUACAACUGUUUACCCGCACACACACAUACACACUGUGUUUAAAGUGUUCAACAAAGGUAGAUCAAUAUUUAGCUCUCUUAGGUUACAACGGUACGAUAUUUGCAUAUGGUCAAACAGGCAGUGGAAAAACAUACACCAUUACAGGUGGUGCAGAGAAAUACUCAGAAAGAGGUAUUAUACCAAGAUGUAUAGCUUACCUUUUUGAUCAUUUUGAAAAGGAUACUAGCAGUGAAUUCACUUUGAAAAUUUCCUAUAUGGAGAUAUACAAUGAAAUUGGUUAUGAUUUAUUGGAUGCACGACAUCAUAUUGCCUCGAAAUUGGAAGAUUUACCACGUGUAACACUUUUUGAACAUACAGAAGCUGGAACAGUCCACCUAAAGAAUCUAUCAAUUCAUUCAGCGUCAAAUACAGAUGAAGCAUUAAAUUUAUUAUUUAUGGGUGAUACAAAUCGAAUCAUUGCUGAGACACCGAUGAAUGAAGCAUCCACUAGAUCACAUUGUAUUUUUACUAUGCAUAUAACAUCACAAACACACGGUUCAUCAGUGAUACGACGUUCAAAACUACAUCUUGUCGAUUUAGCUGGUUCGGAAAGGGUCUACAAAUGUGGUCUAGAUGGUACUUUGUUAACAGAAGCAAAGUAUAUCAAUUUGUCAUUACACUAUUUAGAACAGGUCAUCAUAGCAUUAGCUGAGAAACAGCGUACGCAUGUUCCUUACCGCAAUAGUAUGAUGACAAUGAUGUUACGAGAUAGUCUAGGAGGGAAUUGUAUGACAUCAAUGAUAGCCACUUGCAGUAUUGAACAAGAGAACUUACAAGAAACACUAUCAACGUGUCGUUUUGCACAACGUGUUGCUUUAAUCAAAAAUGAAAUCACUCUUAAUGAAGAACAAGAUCCCUAUUUAACUAUCAAUCAUUUAAAGUCUGAAAUUGAACAUUUAAAGGCUGAGUUAGCCUUAGCCACAGGAAUAGAAAAUGACGCCUCAUUGACUAGUGAAGAUAAAGAAAGAUGUGAACAAUUAAUCAAAGAAUAUCUGAAAACUCCACAAACAAAUAGUGAACAUGUCAUUGUGCCGACACCUAUUCUUUCUAAUGUUCAUAUGAUAAACUUGGCUUUUUCACUGAUCCACGAAUUCUACUGGAAGGAUAUUCAAAAACUCAAAGCAGCUGAAAAGUCCACUAAACAUGUGGUUGUACCGCCUAUACCGAAUACUACAAAGGAGGCAAAUCAACUGCGUGAAAUUUUAUCUCAAAGGGAUCACGAAAUUCGUGUUUUAGUUAAUUUAUUAAGACAAGAAAAACAGAAGAAAAACCCAGAGGUUUACUCUGCAAAUGCAUACGGUGAUUCGACUAACGGCAAUCAGCCUAAUAAUAACAAUAAUAAUAAAAAUGAUAAUGGUAAUAAAAGCAUCGAUCCAGUCAGUGAAACUUGGACAGCACAAAUCCAGAAAGGUACGAAAGAUGGAAAUAUCAGUGAGGAUAGAAAUAACAUAAGCACACAGAAGAGAUUAUUCGAGGAAUCAAAACGCGCGGUUGAUCAUGUUACGCAAUGGUUAGAACAACAGGCCAAAGGAAAAUUACUUGGUCAUUUAUCCAUGGGUCGUGAAGAAGCCUUCGAAAUGUUUAAACAAGAUUAUCCCCUUCAGGGUCAAAUAAACAAACAGAAAGAAGAAUUGAAAUCACUUUAUGCUGAAGCGAAACUUCAGGGUGUAAAGAUGUCGAAAGCUAAAGAAGAGGCUGGCAACAUUCGAGUUCAAAUCAAUACAAUCAUACAGAAUAAUAACAAUGAUUGCAGAACACAAGAUAUACUGACUGAAUUACGUAAUCAAUUAGAGGUAAGAAGAACUGGAUAUCGAGAUUCCUACAAUGCACUGAAAGAACUUAAACCACGCGUUGAACAUCUGCAACAUUCCUUAGAGUUGGCUAAAAUGCGUUUAGUUCAAGAUUUUGAAUCAUGGUGGAAUAAAAUAAGCUGUGAAGUUGAAGAAGAUACUACCUCCAGCUGCCUUCAUAAUGGAUCUGUAACCUCAUAUCGAUCAGGCAAUAUAGAAAGUCAAAAAAUGAAUUUGAAGAUGGCUACAGAUCAAAAUGUUUCGGAAUCCAUCAACUAUUGUAACGUGGGAUUAAAAUCAGAAUCAUCUUGUGAAGUCUCCAAAACGAAUAAAGAAGUUAACAAUACACUGGAACAUCGUACAAUCGCCAAUCAAUCGAUUCCACUGACUGGUGAUCCUGUAGUUGAUGCAGACAUUCUAACCUUUAUAAGAGCUAGAGAGAAAAUUCGAUCACGACGUUUGUUGGCAGCAGAACAACAACAGAGGAAAAAUCAGUGUACAGAAUAAAUUAUAUAGACUUUUGAAAAUCAAUUUUCUGCUGAUAGCGAAUUAACAGG
Trichobilharzia regenti is the source of this 2490-nucleotide messenger RNA. The record is from the annotation of a GenBank genome assembly. Lineage: Eukaryota; Metazoa; Platyhelminthes; Trematoda; Strigeidida; Schistosomatidae.